Penicillium cinerascens is the source of this 927-nucleotide messenger RNA. Its product is annotated as spherulation-specific family 4 protein. The record is from RefSeq and is a predicted model, not a curated record. The transcript has 3 exons. Bases 1 to 927 code for a protein of 308 amino acids. Lineage: Eukaryota; Fungi; Ascomycota; Eurotiomycetes; Eurotiales; Aspergillaceae.
AUGGAGUCUCUUGAGCAGAGGAAAGAGGGUUCCACCCCAGCUUUGCGCCGAAAGUGCAACCUGCGCCGGCCUUGGGUCAUCGCAGUGUUGGUUGCCGCAAUCAUAGUAGUUAUUCUCGUGAUAGUGAUUCCAUUGGCCAUCAUUCUACCCAAGAAAAACGCGCACAAGGGCAGGCCUUCGACAGUGCUGUUUCCAGCAUAUAUCUAUCCGAAGACCAACAGCACUUGGGAUCCGUUGUACGAGGCCAUUACCACGUUUCCUGAGCUCGAAUUUGUGGUGAUUGUGAACCCAUCGAGUGGGCCUGGGUCCUCUCCAUCUCCGAGCACGCAAUACGCAGUCGCAGUGCAACGACUCAGUGCUUACUCUAAUGUGCAAAAAGUGGGAUAUGUCCGCACCAACUACGCCAACAGAAACAUAUCCGCUGUACUUGCAGAUGUGGAGACUUAUUCCAACUGGACAUCCCAGUCGACUAGUCUGGCGAUGGACGGGAUCUUUUUCGACGAGAUACCGUAUGAUUACACGUCCGAAAAGGCCGAGUAUUUGAGCCGUAUCAAUGAUGCAGUAAAAGCUGCUACUGGUAUCCAAUCACACCGCAUGGUUAUCCAUAACCCGGGUACUAUCCCAGAUUCACGAUUUGACAUGAACACGACAGACGUCACAGUCGUCUUCGAGCAGUCGUACGACCUUUACGAAACUAAGAUAAAGAUUUUGGCUGAGACAUUCGAUGUUUCUGACCGCGACGCCAAUGCGUACAUGCUUCAUUCUGUGCCUACAAUGACAAACAGCAGCCUCAAAGGCUUGGUAGGUGACCUCAGCCAACGUGCGUCGUAUCUCUACCUUACGACCCGAAGCACGGACAUAUACGAGGCGUUUGAUACCCAGCUGGAGCAGUUCUGUAGUGUGGUUCCAACAGAACUUAACAAAUGA